CUGACACUGACAGUUCAAGCCGCGUGUUUGUGCGAAAAUUGCGUAUGAUAAUAUUUUCCCCGGUUGUUUUUGAAUAUUUUCUAAUUUUGAACAAAAAGUACACAAAAUGAGUGGUGACGGUAGUGACACUGAACAAUUUGAUACUUUAUUUCUAUCUGUAGCUCAAUAUCAUCCACAGGGACCAACACAGCUCCUGGAUACAUUUGUGAGUUUUUUGAGUAGAAAAACAGACUUUUUCAUUGGCGCCAAGGAAGGAGAAUGGGAAAAGUUAGUGAUGGACACAUUCAGAAAAUAUGAAAAGUCGAGCAGGGCAAAACACGAGGAAGAACUAAAAGAAAAGCGAGAACAAGAAGCUCGAAAAAAAGCAGCUGCUGCCAAAAAGGCAGAAGCAGAAACUGUCAAGCCUGCUCAAAUCACCGAAUUGACUGAUGAAGAAGCUGAAAGGCUUCAGGCUGAGAUUAAUGCUAAGAAAAACACUUCUGAUAAAGCUGAAAGUUCUUCAAAUGGUCCAGAAGCUGCAACCACAGCUAAAAAAGUAGGAGAAGACGAGGAUGAAUCUGAAAAAGGCAAGAUACUGCCCAACUCGGGAAAUGGAUGUGAUCUAGAGAAGUACAAGUGGACGCAAACCUUAGGAGAUAUUGAGUUAAAAAUUCCCCUCAAUGUAAACUUCAGGGUAAAACAGAAAGAUCUCGUAGUAAAUAUGACGAAGAAACACUUGACGUGUGGUAUCAAAGGUCAACCACCUAUCAUAGACGACGAUUUUCCACACGAGAUCAAAUUGGAAGAGUCUUCUUGGGUGAUCGAAGAUGGAAAAGAUCUAUUAUUUACUUUUGAAAAGAUAAAUAAAAUGAAUUGGUGGAGCCAAAUAGUCAAAUCCGAUCCAGAAAUCAGCACAAAGAAGAUCAAUCCCGAACCAUCCAAACUUAGCGAUCUCGACGGAGAGACCCGUGGAAUGGUGGAGAAGAUGAUGUACGACCAGCGCCAAAAAGAAAUGGGCCUACCUACGAGCGACGAACAAAAGAAACAAGACGUUAUUAACAAGUUCAUGCAACAACACCCCGAGAUGGAUUUCUCACAAUGCAAAUUUAACUAGACGAUUAGACAAUUUUUUAAGUUCGUUUUUGCUCUUGUGUAUAUGAAUAUAAUUUUUUUGUAAACUAUUCUAUUUGGUGCUUUAGUAUAGCAACUCUUUCUGGGGUCUUAUUAAGGCUGAUAUUUCAUGCUGCAGCUUUACAAUAUUCUCCUCUAUACAGGGUGUAACAAAAAUACAGGUCAUAAAUUAAAUCACAUAUUCUGGGACCAAAAAUAGUUCGAUUGAACCUAACUUACCUUAGUACAAAUAUGCACACAAAAAAAGUUACAGCCCUUUGAAGUUACACGAUAAAAAUCGAUUUUUUCCGAUAUAUCGAAAAAUAUUGGAGAUUUUUUAUUGAAAAUAGACACGUGGCAUUCUUAUGGCAGGAACAUUUUAAAAAUAAAUUAUAGUUAAAUUUGUGCACCCCAUAAAAAUUUUAUGGGGGUUUUGUUCCCUUAAACCCCCCCAAACUUUUUUGUACGUUCCAAUUAAAUUAUUAUUGUGGUACCCUUAGUUAAACACAAUGUUUUUAAAACUUUUUUGCCUCUUAAUAUUUUUUCGAUAAACCGGUUUUAAUCGAGAUGCGGCUUCUUUUUUAAUAUGUUAACAUAAAAAUUGUAUGGGGGUUCUGUGCCUUUAAACCCUCCAAAUGUUUGUGUUCGUUCCAAUUAAACUAUUAUUGCGGUACCAAUAGUUAAACAGGAUGUUUUUAAAACUUUUUUGCCUCUUAUUAUUUUUCCGAUGAGGCACCUUUAUCGAGAUCUGGCUUCUUCUCUAAUAUGGUUCAAAAUAUACUUUAAACUGUAAUUUAUAAAAAAAAAUUCAUAUUAUUACCACGUCUCUACAAUCGUACGUAACAGUAUACAAAUAUAUGGUGGAUUUGACAAAUAUUCAAAAUAUCUCGAUAAAAACUAGCUUCUCCAAAAAGUACUAAGAGGCAAAAAAGUUUUAAAAACAGUGUGUUUAACUAAUGGUACCACAAUAAUAAUUUAAUUGGAACGUACAAAAAAGUUUGGGGGGGUUUAAGGGAACAAAACCCCAUAAUAUUUUUAUGGGGUACACAGAUUUAACUCUAAUUUAUUUUUAAAAUGUUCCUACCAUGGCAUAAUAAUGCCACGUGUCCAUUUUCAUUAAAAAAUCUCUAAUAGUUUUCGAUAUAUCGGAAAAAAUCGAUUUUUAUCUUGUAACUUCAAAGGGCUGUAACUUUUUUUGUAUGCUCAUUUGGACUAAGGUAAGUUAUGUUCAAUCGAACUGUUUUUGGUCCCAGAAUAUGUGAUUUAAUUUAUGACCUGUAUUUUUGUUACACCCUGUAUACUGCGCUUACCUACCACAAUAUUUUUGUAAUUUGUCAGUUAGAUAACAAAAACCAGAUCGUAUAGCUUUUUUUUUUAUUUUAUUUUUGUAUUUUUUAUUUUCCAAUUCUGAGCUUAAUGUUUUUGGCUAUAUUUUCUAACUAUCCUUGCCAUUUGUAAACAUGGGCGUCAUCUGUUGUAAAAUUAUGCGAAAUUAGAUGUUUUCUGUUUUACCAGAUGUUGCUGCCAUCUAUUGACAAAAUUGGUGCUAUCAUAUUCAUCCAUCUUUAGUCCACAAAAAUUAGCUUUUUAUUUAGGUGGUUAUUGUUAUUUACUUUAUUCCUAAAAAUUAUAUUUGUAUGACACAGAGAGCCACUUAUCACUUGUAUUAUUUUUAAUUUUCUGUAUCUGCUUUUUAAUAAAAAAUUACACCGUUAUUAAA
Messenger RNA from Diabrotica virgifera virgifera (western corn rootworm), 2809 nucleotides. It is a transcript of the gene nudC, whose product is annotated as nuclear migration protein nudC. Gene Ontology annotation, cellular component: cytoplasm. The record is from RefSeq and is a predicted model, not a curated record. NCBI's taxonomy places the organism in Eukaryota, Metazoa, Arthropoda, Insecta, Coleoptera, Chrysomelidae. The transcript is spliced from 5 exons. Bases 107 to 1093 code for a protein of 328 amino acids. Gene Ontology annotation, biological process: protein folding.